AUGCAAAAACGUGAAGAAACAGUUAAUAAUUCUUAUGCUAAUGUUGAUACAUGGAAGAUUAUGUUUGAUUUAUAUAUGUAUAUGAAGAAUAGAGAUUGGGUUGAGGUUGUUGAAGAAGAACGAGAACGUGAAAUACUUCAACGUAAAAAUUAUAUUUCUCUCCAAAAUAUAAAACAGAAAGAUUACAAUUCUGAAAAGAAUUAUAAAGUUCCAAAACAUUCAUAUCAAACACCAAAUAAAUCUUGUAACAAUAAAAAACGUGAUGUAUCAGGUAGAACUUUAAGAAAACAACGUAAUAAUGUAAAAUCUAAACCAUUAAAUGAAUGUAAAAUAUAUACAAAUCAAAGACCAGAAUUUUCAUCGAAAUCUGCUGAGAAAGCAAAUAAUAAAAAUAAUUAA
Strongyloides ratti is the source of this 399-nucleotide messenger RNA. RefSeq lists its product as hypothetical. The transcript has a single exon. The coding region runs from base 1 to 399 and encodes 132 amino acids. The record is from RefSeq and is a predicted model, not a curated record. Lineage: Eukaryota; Metazoa; Nematoda; Chromadorea; Rhabditida; Strongyloididae.